AUGGUUGCGUCAGCAGAAGAUGAGCAGAGUCUUGUCUCUGACUUCCUCCGCCUCCUGUCUGCGCAUGCGCGCCUCCCCGCCGGCGUGACCGCCCCCACCCUGGUGCUGUGGACCCUGGUGGUGGUUCUGUCCGUCCGUCUGUCCGUCCGGCUGUCUGUGUGCGUGCUGAGCUUCAUCGCGUGGCAGGUGAAGAUAUGGAGGGACCGUCUGUUGUCCCUGGAGGAGAAGGAUCGCUGCUCCGUCUGGAGGCUGGGUCCGUUCCUCCCCGUGCUCUCCUGCAGCCAUCCCGACACCGUCAGGCCCAUCCUCGGCGGGAAAACGCAAAAGACCAGCUGGGUGUACGGAUUCUUUAGGCCAUGGCUCGGGGACGGUCUUCUGAUCAGCGAAGGGCAGAAGUGGCAGAGGAACAGACGUCUGCUGACGCCCGCCUUUCACUUCGACAUCCUGAAGCACUACGUCACGCUGUUCUCGGAGUCAACACAAGUGCUUCUGGAAAAGUGGCUGUCACGUGGUCCAGGCGCGUCUGUGGAGUUGUUUGACCAGAUCGGCCUGAUGACGUUGGACAACAUCCUGAAAUGCAGCCUCGGUUACCAUAGCAACUGCCAGACUGACGGCCAGUCUGCCCCGUACAUCCAGGCUGUGCACGACCUGACCAGCCUGAUAGACGAGCGGGUUGAUCGUCCACUACAACACAUCGACUUUAUCUACUACCUCACUGCGAAAGGACGCCGUUUCCGUCAGGCCUGCAAAGUCGUCCACAGUUUCUCCGAGCAGGUCAUAAUGACAAGGAAAGAGGAACGGAAGAAAGAAGAACUGAAAGAGGAAGACUUCACCUCCCCGGGCUACAAAAGUGGGAAGUGUUUGGACUUCGUGGAUAUCUUGUUGCAGGCGAAGGACGAAGACGGUACCGGACUGAGCGUUUCCGAGAUCCGUGACGAAGUCAACACUUUCCUGUUCGCUGGCCACCACACUACUGCCAGCGGAGUCAGUUGGACACUCUUCUAUCUGGCCCAACACCAGGAUUACCAGGACGAGUGCAGGAGGGAGGCGGAAGGCGUACUGGAGGGACGGACAGAAAUAACUUGGCACGACGUUGGUAAACUGCCGUUCCUCACCAUGUGCAUUAAGGAGAGCCUGCGCUGCGUUCCGCCCGUGGCUCGCUCGGCGCGCACCCUGCAGCUGGACCUGACGUUUGCUGACGGGAAAUGGCUGCCAAAGGGCACCUCCGCUGUAGCUGACUUCCCCGGACUCCACAGGAACAGCGAGAUUUGGGAAAAUCCGACGGUGUACGAUCCUUACCGCUUCUCACCUGAGAACUCCGAGAGGAGGCCUCCCCACGCCUUCCUACCCUUCUCUGCAGGACCGAGGAACUGCAUCGGGCAGAACUUCGCCAUGAACGAGAUGAAGGUGACCUUGGCCCUGACCUUGCAGCGGUUCCGGCUGGAGCCUGACGUCACCAAACCUCCCGUCAUCCCCUGCGACGGGAUAACUCUGCAGGCUCGGGGCGGCAUCUGGGUCAAAGUUCACCCGCUAAAGACCAAUACGUGAUAAUAAUAGUUUUAUAAUUAUGAUUUAUUUUCAGUUCUAUAAUUAUACAUGAUAAUAAUUGUGCUAUGCUGCGAUCAAUAAAAAACGCCUAUAAUUCCACAAUCUCCCACGCAGAGAC
Branchiostoma floridae (Florida lancelet) is the source of this 1666-nucleotide messenger RNA. RefSeq names its product cytochrome P450 4F2-like. The transcript has 12 exons. Lineage: Eukaryota; Metazoa; Chordata; Leptocardii; Amphioxiformes; Branchiostomatidae. The coding region runs from base 1 to 1548 and encodes 515 amino acids. Gene Ontology annotation, molecular function: iron ion binding; heme binding; oxidoreductase activity, acting on paired donors, with incorporation or reduction of molecular oxygen. The record is from RefSeq and is a predicted model, not a curated record.